AUGGAUAGCAAUAGCUGUUACGCGUGCUAUGCGGAGGUCGCGAAUGUUGUGGCCAACCUCAAAAGCCUCUACUACCAUCAGACAAAGGGCAAAGGAGGGACAGAUUUGCUGCACCGCAUAUGGCGUGCGAUGGGAGAGCUGUUGGAGGAGCAGCUGAUAUCGAAAAGGUCCUGCAUCGUGACGGACUUCUUCCAUGCUAGCGUCAAGCUGCAGAAAGUUGAGUACUAUGAUGGCAUGUGUAGUUUUUAUAAACCACAGUUUGUGCUUUUGCCUGACUUUACCUCGAAGUUUCACCUGCAAAAUGUGCUCACAACUGCGGAUGCCCACUAUCACGCCACUGUACCUCAAUUCAUCAGCUAUUCGGCCAUUGCGGAUGUGGCUGGCACCGAUCGAUUUGUGGUGGAGGCGGCCAUUCAAGACUCCACGCGUGAAAUCGGGAAGUACCUCGUCCGCAACCCGCGUACAGUCCUCCGUAUCGACAUUGGCAUCGCCUUUUUGGAGUUUCGCGGUCGCGAGUAUCGCAUUAAGUGGACGAAGGAGUUUUUGCAGCGUUUCACGGAGGCCGUGGGGCCACGGUCUUAUGUGUCGCCGUACGAUCCCCCGCCGAUGCUGCCCGCGGCGACGCAGUGCCGCUUCCGGACGGACUGCUUGUCGAAGGACACCCUUCAGACGUCGCUGCUGGAGACCGUGGAGCGGGAGAAGCGCCUGGCGGUGGUGGAGAUGAAUGACUCGAAGGGAGGGUCGGGCUUUCGAAAGUCCUUCUGGUGA
Messenger RNA from Trypanosoma conorhini, 768 nucleotides. RefSeq lists its product as uncharacterized. The record is from RefSeq and is a predicted model, not a curated record. The transcript has a single exon. The coding region runs from base 1 to 768 and encodes 255 amino acids. NCBI's taxonomy places the organism in Eukaryota, Euglenozoa, Kinetoplastea, Trypanosomatida, Trypanosomatidae.